AACCACACAUGAAUAUAUUGCAGCUUAUAAAUACAAAACCUUCAGAGACAUAUAUUGAAUAUAUAAAAAAAAUAUAAGAAGCUUGGUCAUGGCAGCAAACGGGAGAAGGAAGAGCGUGAGCGGAAGCGUGGUAAAGCCUCCACCGCCAUCGAAGCUAGCGCAGGCAUCACUACAUAGGACCCUAUCAGACAUAUCAUUGGAUUUCCACAGAGAAGAGAAAGGACUGGGGACGAUAACAGAGGUGGAGAAGGCAAAGUGCGAGUGCUGCGGGAUGAGGGAGGAGUGCACCAUGGAGUACAUAGAGAAGGUGAGGGAGAAGUUCUUGGGAAAGUGGAUUUGCGGUCUCUGCUCAGAGGCGGUGAAGGAGGAGAGAGAGAAGAAGGAGGAGAAUGGGCUAGAAGGAGCCUUGAAGGAGCAUAUGAGCGCUUGCCUAAGGUUCAACAAGCUUGGAAGAAAGUAUCCUGCUCUCUUCCAAGCGGAGGCCAUGAGAGAUAUGCUCAGGAAAAGUACGAGGAGAAGUCAGUCUAUCAGCCCUAAACCCAUGUCUACUAUUCACAAUAAGCCUGCCAUUUCCCGUACUUCAAGCUGUAUGCCUGCCAUCACCAGAGACCUUAAUUAAUAAUUUCACUCUCUCUUUUAAUAUAUAUAUAUAUAUAUAUAUAUAUCACCUCGCUUAAUUUGUCUAAUAUAAGCAUUAUCAUAACGUUUAUUUUACUCGUCCCUAAUACACACUUAAUUAUAUAUAUAAGCUAAUAAAAUGAGAUAUUCUUGAUCCAACUGGUUAAGUGUGUGCCAACAACAUUCAAUGUAUAGUGUGUAUGUUACAAGUAUGGUAAUUAUUAAUUAAACACUAGAUGCCCGUUGGGAUGAUGGGGCCAUGCACGAUUUUUAUUAUAUUUUUUUGUGAACCUCUGUACCUAUCAUAAGAGUUAGUCUACACCUGACUGUGCUAUCAUAUCCAUAAGAAUGAGCGAUGGGGCCUGAUCCAUGGUUGUUCGUUCUUGUCGAGCCCAUCUGUAUUUGAUAGGUGGGUCCUUGGGACGUGCCAAGUCUACGACAUGUGUCCACUUUUUAUUUGUUGACGUAGUUUCCAUUUGUCGUGGGAUUCUGUUUCUGUUGAAACUUCAAAGGCAAGGACAUAUUUAAGUUUUCAUUGUGAUUCCUGAUA
This is a messenger RNA of Brassica napus (rape), 1168 nucleotides long. RefSeq lists its product as uncharacterized. Lineage: Eukaryota; Viridiplantae; Streptophyta; Magnoliopsida; Brassicales; Brassicaceae. The transcript has a single exon. The record is from RefSeq and is a predicted model, not a curated record. Bases 89 to 619 code for a protein of 176 amino acids.